UCCUACUGUAAAACCAAUAACUGGGAAUUAAAAACGCAUUUGAAAUAAUUCAGAUCAGUUUCUGGACUAAUUGUGAACACUGUGAGCUUUGAGACAUUUGUCAGAUACUGAAACGAACUUAACGGAAAACGCGUGAAUUGCGUGCAGCAUCAGCGCAAUGUGGCAACAAAGGUCUAGUUACGAACAGUCCAACGUCUUAGACGUUACGAUUCAGUGCCAGUUUAACGUCGCUACAAAGAACGUCAGGGAAUUUUCUACGACGUAUUCGGCGCCACCUCAGCAGACGACAAAUAAUGCUUUUCCCGCCACGUGCGUCAGGAGACCACACACUACUGGAACUAUGAAUCAGUGUCGUUUGGAUAAUAUUACACCUACAAAACCUAGUUAUCAGUGUGAAUUUCAAGCACAUCAACGUUACUUUGGUGACUCUGUGCCGUUUGAAAGUUCUUGUGGAUUAAUAAGUGAACAGUUGUCUCCAAAUGUUGCACAGCACGUGUAUUCUGCUUCUGUUGGAUAUAAUAGUAGUGGUACUGGAUAUUUCUCUUCCUGCAUGAAUGACUCUGGCUAUGGUAGUCCGCUCGCGCAACUCGGGCACGAGAAGAACUCCGCGUUCACUCCAUGCGUUGAACUUUCUAGGCAGACUGAGUCGGGUUCGCCAGUGUUUGAAAGUGUUAAGCAUACAUCAACUCGUUCAGAUAUGUUUAAUCAGUCUGAAAAUGAACUAAGGUCACCCAUGCACUCUGGUGAAGAAACGUGUGAAACGAAAAUAGCUAUGCGCGAAAGGGAUGUUAUGCAGCGGUUAUUCUCUCUCAGAUACGUGGACAGCAAAGCGGCUGAUGACAUUGAAAAGUACUACCAGUCGCAGACGACAGUGAUUGACUUGGAACGCCACAACGUGUUGUGUCAGAUGGCGUAUGAUAAGGUUAGCUCAGACUCAAUAAACAAGUAUUACAACCUUAAACUCUUGUCUCUUCUUGAAUGUGUCGAAGGAAAACUCUCCGCGUGUGAAAGCAAAAAGUGCAAAGGAACUAAGUGCAAAACGAACACUGACGGAAAAUCUCGUCUGCUUCCAAAGCACGCGGUAAAAGUGAUGCAAACUUGGUACGAAGAAAAUCUUGAAAAUCCCUACCCUUCAAGGGAAGUAACUCUAUCAAUGGCUUCAGAAGGGGGAGUAACUGUUGAACAGAUCAGAAAAUGGUUCGCAAAUAAGCGCAACAGGUCGAGGAACAAUAAGUUGAAAGCUUGUGAUAUGGAAACUGACAUUCAGUGAAAACUGUACUGUGUUACCUAAUAUAUAGUGCGAAUAUCAUAUUUACAUACAAAAUGCUUUCGACAACGAUCCAUGAACUUUAAAACUUUAUUUCUUGUGGAAUUAUAAAAUAUUGGAAAUUUAUUAUUGUUUGUGUUGAAUGGCCUAUAAAGACAUCUCUUAUUAAUCUUAAUGACGCUGUUUUUAUAUAACAGAAUUUGAAAGAAACCAGAAAUACUUGUUAAAUAGGCUAGGUACUUAAUUAUUUCAAUCAUUUCAACACUGAAUAUGUUACCUCUCUCGAGAAAAUAUUUUUCAAGGUUAUCUGAAUUAGUUUACAAUUUUGUUGACAAUGAAAUAUACUUUAGCGGAGGUAAUCCACUGGGAAUAUAUUCUCUUCAUUCAAAACAUUGUAUAUGUACUGGAGUAAAUGUAAUCCUUGUAAAAUAAUACUGAACGAGAAGUAACAAGUUAAAAUUCAUAGAGUUUUACUGUUGCCAUUAGAUUACAGUUCAAACUGUGAUUAUUUAAGUCUUACGAUAUGAUAAAGAUUAUCUCACAAUAUGACAUUUACCAAAGACGUAUUUAUCUUUAUGCUAAAGAUUUGUUGUUUUAUGUGUGUUAAUAUCACUUAACUGUCAAUUGCUGCUGAUUUUUUUUAAUUCUAUACUUUGAUAAAUUUACAGUUUAAACUUAAUUUCACAGAAAAUGGUGAUUUGUCAUAAGAUAUAUGUGUCUAUAGAAUAUCACUGAAGACUGUUACACUGUGGAUGGCACCUAUAAAUGUAAUUUGUUAUUGAGACUUUA
Messenger RNA from Mercenaria mercenaria, 2056 nucleotides. RefSeq lists its product as uncharacterized. The coding region runs from base 158 to 1270 and encodes 370 amino acids. The record is from RefSeq and is a predicted model, not a curated record. The transcript has a single exon. Gene Ontology annotation, molecular function: DNA binding. NCBI's taxonomy places the organism in Eukaryota, Metazoa, Mollusca, Bivalvia, Venerida, Veneridae. Gene Ontology annotation, biological process: regulation of DNA-templated transcription.